UAGUGACCGUGCGGACAGUAUGGCAAAGAAAAAAGAUAGUGUGAAAAAUGAGGUUAAAAAUGUGGAAAAAAAGGGAAAUUUUAGUACAUUUCUUCUCUUUGCAUCCAUAGCGGUGGUAAUAGUAUCAGUUGGAGCGCUACAGUUCUACAUAACCUUGACCAGCGUCCCUGACCUGCCGAAGUUCGACCUGGACACCUGUUGGGGGACUAACUGUACACAGAACACUGAUAUCAGGAAAUUCAGAAUUGUUUUUCAUGAGGCCAUGCUUGAAAACAAACGACGAAAGUUCGAUGCAUAUAAACGGGCACCCCGUGUCAAAAGCUUGGAAGAGACAUCUGAAUACGGAAUGAAUUCUGACGUUCUUGGGAAAAUAUUUGGGGAUUGGCAGUUCAAAUAUAAGUACCCAGAGCGAUUGCGGUAUUUCAAUCAGUAUGAGCACUACAAAACUAAUGUACAAGGACUAGAUAUACAUUAUAUGCACGUGAAACCAAAGAAAACUAAUAUUAAGGUUAUCCCCCUUCUCCUCUUACAUGGAUGGCCAACAUCAAUCAAGGAGUUCUAUGAAUCAAUACCUCUGUUGACUACGGCCAGACCGGGAUAUGACUUCGUAUUCGAGCUGAUAGUACCUAGCUUGCCCGGCUUUGGAUUUUCACAGGGUCCAGUACGCCGUGGACUCACAUCCUACCACAUAGCAAUUGUCAUGAGAAACCUUAUGGAAAGACUGGGUCACAAGCAAUUCUACGUCCAUGGAGGAAACCUUGGACACAACAUUGGCACGCAUAUGGCAACCCUAUUCCCUAACCAGGUCCAGGGUUUCCAUACAACCUUCCCAGUCAAUUUCUCAAAGAUAGCAGACUGGUUGUGGGUGAUUGGUAGUUUAUGGCCGUCGUUGGUCAGCAACGAGUUUGUGGACAGAAUGUAUCCUCUAAGUGAUAAAUUAGCUUAUUACUUGGAAGAGUUCGGAUAUUUGCACCUGCAAGCCACAAAGCCUGACAGUAUUGGUAUAGCUCUUCAGGACUCGCCUUUAGGUCUCUGUGCGUAUAUUAAUGAUAGAAUUCUCUCGUUAACGGAUCCAUCAAAUAAAUUGCGAGAAGACGGCGGUCUUUUCAAUUAUAACACAACAGAUUUAGUGGAUAACGUCAUGAUCUACUGGAGUACAGGAAGUAUAACAACUGCAUUGAGGCUGUAUAAGGAGAUUGCUGCUAAUCAGGAUAUGGAGGACAUACUAGCGAUAAUACCAACCCCAGUGCCCACAUGGGCGCUUCGACCAAAGCAUGAGCUAUACCAUUCACCCGACUAUGUUCUACGUUGGAAGUAUCCAAACUUAGUUGGUGUUACAAAUCUUGAUGAAGGAGGCCACUAUUUAGCUUUUGAAAAACCUGUUGCCUUUUCCGAGGAUAUAUUUAAGGCUAUUGAUAAUUUUUUGAAGUUUAAAAAUAAAUAAUUUUUUUAUUUAUGA
Molecule: messenger RNA, 1459 nt
Organism: Pieris brassicae (large cabbage white)
Lineage: Eukaryota; Metazoa; Arthropoda; Insecta; Lepidoptera; Pieridae
Gene: Jheh-lp4
Product: juvenile hormone epoxide hydrolase-like
Exons: 7
Coding region: 20-1444 (474 amino acids)
Biological process (GO): epoxide metabolic process
Molecular function (GO): epoxide hydrolase activity
Source: RefSeq, a predicted model, not a curated record